UCACCUAAGUCGACUGUGUUAGUGACGGUGGAUCUAUCCAGCCGAACUUGUCCAAAAUUUCUUGUCAUGUUGACGUGAGAUUAUGAGAAAGUUAAAAACAGACAGUAUAAUUGAGUGUUCAUGUUGAUACUUACGUUCAUUUGGAAUACACUGUUUGUGAAUUAAUGGUUUGGCACUAGGCCAUUGAUCGUUUGAUGCUUAUCUUUGUGACAGGCAUCAGCUGAUGAUUUCAUUAUGUGCUCGUGUGUGAUUCAUUUGUUUUAUUGGCGAGUAGUGACUAAAAGUGCAAACAUUUUAAGAAAACAUAAUUCUCACUGAUGAAGCCAUUUGAAAAUAAAAGGUUGUCAUUCCUUAUACAUAAAAUCAAAAUCUGAGCUAAAUUCAAAUGCUAUUUUUGGAUUUUUUUAUCUGAAAGUAAUCAUGGGGUUUUGUGGCUCAAGAGAUGAUGCUUUAAGAGUGGACAAUGGGGUCUUACAAAAUGAAUGUUUUGUUGAUGUACUCAACAUUGUACCACAUGCGAUAUUUCUCUUAAUAAGCGUGUUUAUCCUCAUUGUUUGGAACCGGUCAGUGCUGGGUCAGCUUCAUGUAACAACAUGGGUGCACUAUCAUGGACACUCCCUCCGAUGGAUAGUCACCCUGAUACUGGUGUUGAGCUGUAGUGUGGGGAUCGGAGAAGGUGUGAUGUCAGAUUACAUGGACCAGGAUACCAUCAAUGUGCACACAUUCCUCCCACAAUGCCUGGCCCUGGUUGCAGCUUUGGGAAGUCUUGCCUAUUAUCACAAUGUAGAACAAUGGAACUCGCCAAGAUUUCUGCUCGUAUUGAUGGGAUACUGGUUAUCCAUGAUUGUCCUUAAAUUCUUGAAAGCAUUUUCUCUGUACAAAAAUGAUGUGACACAUGUUCACCUUCGAGUCUGGCUCACCUGGUUUGAUGUGUUCCUGUAUCUGAUACUGCUGGUAGUUGAACUCAAUGUUCUAAGAAUACAGAAGUAUGCAUUCUUCAAGACGUAUAUACCUGCCCACUCAUCAAAAGAUCUAGGGACAUCCAGGUAUAUACAUGACCAUGUCAACCUCAUCUCCAAAGUAACAUUUUGGUGGCUCAACUCCACUCUUCUUGAAGGCUACAAAACCCCUCUGGAGAUGGAGGAUCUGGGCCCAUUACCAAAGAAUGAGGGAGCUGUUACCCAGUAUGCUAAACUACAUGCUGCAUUUGAAGAAGAAAAGUAUAAAGCAUCAUGCAGAAAUCAAUCCCCUUCCUUUCACAAGACCUACCUGAGAGCCUUUGGACCAAUGUUGGUAUUUGCUGGAGUAUUGCGGUUUUUUGGUGUCCUCCUCUCCUUCGUAGGACCCUGGUGUAUAGAACACAUCGUUGACUACACGUACAAAGUUCAGUCUCCGACCAACAUCAGCCAGAGUGUCCCUCCCAUACAAACCUAUGGAGUAAACAAUUCCGCUGCAAACUCAACAGUCUUUACACAGCCCAAUACAAAGAACACCCUGUUGUAUGUGGAUGUGUCCAGCUUUUUCUCCAACGGUUAUGUGCUGUGUGUGAUCCUGUUUAUAGGCACACUGUUGGAACACACUAUGAUGCAGAACCAUCACUUUAUUGUCAUCAGACAAGGCAUUAGAUUAAGGGCUGCACUACAGACAAUGAUAUUUGGUAAAGCAUUAAAGAUGUCCAGUCUGGUCAUCAACAGUGGAAAGAUGACCAUUGGCCAGAUCAUGAACCACAUGUCCAUGGACACCAUGUUCCUCAUGUAUCUCUUCUUCUUCAUUCACUUCAUCUGGGGCGGUCCACUACAGAUUAUGAUUGCCCUCCUGCUGAUGUACUACAAACUUGGCUGGAGUGCUGUGAUCGGAGGGUCCCUGGUUAUACUGGCUGCUCCUCUCCAGUACUUCACCGGUAACGGUCUCUCAAACAUCCAGAAGAAAUGUAUGGCAAAAGCAGAUAACAGAGUGAAGAAGACCAACGAGGUUAUACAGGGUAUUAGUGUGGUAAAGCUGUUGGCAUGGGAACCAUUUUUCAACAACAGCAUAACUGAGACCCGUGCAGAUGAAUUGAAAUGCUUGUACUUCAACUCAAUAUUCAGAGUUCUAUUGUCUAUUAUUGGUGUUGCUGUACCUGCCAUAGGAACAAUGGUGGCAUUUUUGAUCCACCCCUACCUAGAGACCGAGCCGUUUACUGUGGGGAAAGCCCUGUCCACCCUGUCACUGUUCAAUCUUCUACAAGUCCCAUGCUGGCUCAUCACUCACUUUAUCAACACCUUUGUCACAGCUGAUGUCAGUGUGAAGCGUCUAUUGCCGUAUUUCCUUGCUGAGGAGGUAGAGGGACCUGGUGGACGUGAUGCCAAGACUCACACACACAGCAUAGGGGUGGAGACAAUGGAUUUAGAUAGUAUGAAACUUGGACUGAUGGUGGAUAUAUCUAAUGGAACUAGGAAGACAAGUUCUCUACUGAGGAAAGAUGAAGAUACCAGCUCCCUCAGCUCACUGGAGAGUACAUACUCCCGAACACCCAUGCACAGUCGCCAUGGCAGUCGAGCCUCACUUCUGGACACGCAUGAGCCCAACAAGCGUGCCAGCAUUGGCAGAACGUCAGCAGGGUCAGUGCUGACAGUGUUGGAGCCUACUGAGUCUGGCAGACGCCGCCACACAAGCGGUGUAUCCACAGAGGAUGAGGAUGAUGUGGCUGAUGUUACCACGGUAAUAGAACCUCGGGCAACAGUGGAAGUCAACCAUGGCAAUUUCUCCUGGGAGCUGGAAAGCAAGGAAUUGUCGCUGAAAAACAUAGACAUCAAAAUACCGUCAGGAAAGUUGACAAUUAUUGUUGGUCCUGUAGGAUCUGGAAAGACUUCGUUGUUAUCUGCAAUAUUAGGAGAAAUGAUCACCGUGUCCGGAACAGUAGACUGGAAUAGAGGAACAAGGCGUGCCUAUGUAUCCCAGAAACCAUGGUUACUGAAUGCCUCACUGAAGAACAACAUCCUGUUUGGACAGCCAUUCCAGUGGCGAAGAUACAACAAAGUUUUACAGGCAUGUGCUUUACAGCCAGAUAUAGCCAUGCUGCCAGCUGGGGACAGUACGGAGAUAGGAGAAAAGGGUGUGAACCUCAGUGGAGGACAGAAACAACGAGUCAGUAUCGCUAGAGCUCUUUACUCCAAAGCUGACACUAUAAUACUGGACGAUCCACUAUCUGCUUUGGAUGCCCAUGUAGGGAAGCAUGUUUUUGAGAUUGCUAUACUGAAGCGACUGUUGAGGAGGAAAAGGACGGUCAUCCUUGUCACCCAUCAUCUCCAGUACCUCAAUCAUGCUCAUCAUGUUAUAGCUAUGAAGGAAGGGAGUAUUCAGAACCAAGGAAAGCUGGCAGAUGUUAAGAAGGUCAACCCAGACCUGUACGAGUCCUGGAGACGGGCACUAAGGGACUUCAAAUCUACACAAGAACCCAGCCAGAAAGAACCACUGGGAGCAGACAACAAGGAGGUACCAGAACACACAGAAUCGGACCUGGCUAUGGCGUCAGAAAAUCUCCUCAAACCUGAGGGUCACCGCCGUCCAUCAGGACAGAUGAUCGGAUCUUUGUCACAUCGACGUCUGUCUACACAGCUUUCAAACAUGGAGGAGGAAACCACAAGUCAAGAAGCCAUUAACACUGAGGACCACAGUCAUCACAGCACGGGCAGAGGUAACCAUGAUACAGGCAGAGGUAACCAUGACACUGGCACAGGUAUCCAUGACACAGAUACAGGGAGCAAAACAGAUGCUGAAUCGUCUGGAAAGCUGAUUAAGAAAGAGCAUCGUGAAAUUGGGGCAGUUGCUAUGGGUGUGUACAUGAGCUAUAUCCGCUCGAGCUGCCCUCCUCUGGCAGCUGUAGUGCUUCUGAUUUAUGUGAUGUACCAUGCCUGUUUCGUGGCCAGUAACAUGAUUCUGGCUUCAUGGACAGAGGCAGUCACAGACUUUCAAGUCAGGAAACAAAUAUCAAGCAACAGCAAUGAGACAUUAGAUAACGGUCAAUACAUGAGAAUGUACUCCAUACUAAACCUAACAGCCAUCGGAGGUGCCAUGUUAGCCAGUGGUCUCCUAUAUGUUGCUGGGAUUCAGGCCUCUAAAGUGCUCCACUCCACCAUGCUAGAUACCAUUCUACAUGUACCUAUAAGGUUUUUUGAUACCAAUCCAACAGGGAGAAUUCUAAACCGGUUUUCAUCAGACAUGUCACAAAUUGAUCAGAAAUUACCGAACACGCUCGAAUCCCUGAUGAAAUGCUUUUUCCUGACAAUCUCGGCACUUAUUGUGAACAGCAUCGGCACGCCAUACUUCCUCCUGGCGGCCAUUCCACUCCUCGUUCUGUAUUACUGUGUUCAGACAUUCUUCAGGGCAACUUCAAGAGAGCUACAAAGAUUGGACAAUUUAACAAAGUCUCCAAUAUUUUCACAUUUCUCGGAGACACUGAAUGGCAUACAGACUAUUAGAGCGUACAAAGCGGAGGGUCAGUUCCAGUGUCAAGCCAUACAAGCUAUAAACAACAACACAACACCUCUGCUAUUUAUACACUCUGUCAACCGCUGGCUCGGCAUCAGACUGGACUAUAUGGGUGCUGUUGUGGUGUUCCUGGCCGCAGUGUCCAGUCUUACUGCUUGUCUUGCCGGACAGGCCACUCCUUCCUCUGUGGGACUCAGUAUUACUUAUGCCUUACUUGUUUCUUUUUAUUUGAAUUGGAUAGUGAGACUUUCAGCAGAGACAGAAAUGAUGAUGAAUUCUGUAGAGAGGGUUGAUGAGUAUACACGACUGGACACAGAGCCUGUCAGACAUCCGGAAGGUAACCUGGUUGUAGAUAAGGCCUGGCCGGAAAAUGGAGAGAUAGAGUUCCGCAAUGUCAGUCUGCGAUAUGAGGAGAACCUCGACCCAGUUGUCAACGAAGCUUCCUUCAUUUUACAAGGAGGAGAAAAGAUUGGAAUAUGUGGUCGGACAGGAAGUGGUAAGUCAUCCCUCCUACUCAGCCUUUUCCGGAUGAUUGAUAUCUGUCAUGGCCAGAUCCUGAUUGACGGGAAGGACACAAUGAAAUUGUCACUCCCAGAGUUGCGGUCCAGACUCGCCAUUAUUCCACAGGACCCAGUACUGUUUCAUGGAACAAUCAGGUACAACCUUGACCCCAAGGGUGAGGUUAGUGAUGAGAGGAUAUGGUUGGCCCUGGAAACAGUACAGCUCAAGGACACCAUUUCUGCCUUACCGGAGGAGCUGGAUUCCUCUGUAUCAGAGGGUGGAGAAAACUUCAGUGUUGGACAGAAACAGCUUUUUUGUCUGGCUCGGGCGUUCCUUCGAGAAAAUCAGAUUCUGAUUCUAGAUGAGGCAACAGCUUCCAUAGAUCUGGAGACUGACAGCAAACUACAGAAUGUGAUAUCUACGGCCUUCCAGACCAGGACAGUCAUCACUAUAGCUCAUCGCAUAUCAACCAUACUGAAGUAUGACAGAGUGCUUGUAAUGGACAAUGGACAUAUAGUUGAGAUUGACACACCUAACAAGCUUCUGGAGGACACAGACUCACACUUCUAUGCCCUCGUCCACCAAGCUAAAAAAUAGUCUGUUAAAUGUUGGUAUUUAUAGGCAAAAAAUGUAACUUAUAGAACAUGUCAAUCAAGAUGUGGGCGUUUCCUCUGUACCCAACAAAAUACCCCAAAAAAUGAAAGUGCUAUAAGGAUUUUACAAAAUGAAAGUACAUGUGUACUAUACAGAUUCUUUAUCAUUGAGUACACAAUCUCACUAACCUGCAGGACAACUUUUGACAUGUUGCCAUUUUAUAGUGUGUACAUGUGGUAUGAUUUUAUAGUGUGGUAUGAUUUUAUAGUGUGUAUGUGCGGUAUGAUUUUAUAGUGUGUAUGUGUGGUAUGAUUUUUAUACCUUUUCAUUUAUAUACCAUAUGAGCUAAUGUCAUAGUGCAUCGUCAUCUGUUAUUGUUAUCCAUCUCUCUGUUUUUUUCAUUCAAAGACUCUUCCUCAAGAAAUCCUGGGGCCCUAUUCAUGAAACUGUUCUCAAUUUCAAGCAUGGAUUCCGGCUAAUACCAACUUUCUUAUUAGUUGCUUAACUUACAUUGUAUGUCACACAGUCAAAAAGUCAAGUUUAGACAUUGAAAACAGUGUUGGGCUUUAAGUCUCCCCAAAAUUCUUCCAAAUAAUUGACAAAAUGUGAUUUUUCAUCGAUUUAUCAUCCAAACAAGAUAUUGGGCAGGGGCAGAGAAUCUGAGUUUGAACAUGAGAACGGUUUUGUGAAUCUAGGCUCUGGUCACAUAGGGAUUACUUUAAUUUGUAUAAGUCACACUAAAAUCGGUCAUGAUCUAGGAAAUGGGGUAAAUCUAUGACUAGUUAAGAAGUAUUUGUAUAUAACAUCACUUGAGGAUAAUCAGCUGUUUGAACAAUGAGCAGUACAGGCCCCAUUGGUCUGUGGAUUCAAUAGUGUUGUUUUUUGUCAAAAGUGUUAUACAAUAUUGCCUAGAAUGUGUCAGAUCUCAUGCAUUUAGACAUCAUGGAAUACAUCUAAUCCCAGUCAGACUUACUAAAGUCUGUCUCUUCACUUUCAGACAUCCUAGAAAAUGUCUGAUCUCAUUCAGACAUCUACGAAUGUGUCUGAUCUCAUUCAGACAUCCUGGAAUGUGUCGGAUCUCAUUCAGACAUCUAAGAAUGUGUUCGUUCCCUAUCAGACAUCUAAGAAUGUUUCUGUUCCCUAUCAGACAUCUAAGAAUGUGUCUGUUCCCUAUCAGACAUCUUAGAAUGUGUCUGAUCUCAUUCAGACAUCUUAGAAUGUGUCUGUUCCCUAUCAGACAUCUUAGAAUGUGUCUGUUCACUUUCAGACAUCUUAGAAUGUGUCUGAUCUCAUUCAGACAUCUUAGAAUGUGUCUGUUCCUUUUCAGAUAUCUUAGAAUCUGUCAGUUCCACUCUGGACAUUUAAGAAUGAUUCUAAUCCCUUUCAAAUGUCUCUGUGUGUAUAAAAUCAACAGUUUGAGUAAUGUCCAUGUUUAUGUGUUGUUUCCUAUACAGAAAGCUUCAGGUUUACAUUGGGCUGUGAUGUUAUUUUCCUUUUUAGCACUUUCAUUUGAAUUUGUGGGAGGUGAGGUUUGGGGAGGGCUUUCAAAGUCAUGUUUGCUUCAGCAUUGCCAUGCUAAAGUUUUGGCAUAAAUGAUGAUAUUCAUUAAUUCAGCCUUCACUUUUAGAAUGUUGAUAUUUAGCAUUGAGGUUCCCAGGGGAUCCAACAUAGAUACAUCAAAUAAACACCACACACACACACACACACACACACACCACAAUUUUAAGUAUCAAAGGAGGCACGGUAG
Messenger RNA from Mizuhopecten yessoensis (Yesso scallop), 7312 nucleotides. RefSeq names its product ATP-binding cassette sub-family C member 8-like. Gene Ontology annotation, biological process: potassium ion transport; transmembrane transport. Gene Ontology annotation, molecular function: ABC-type transporter activity; ATP binding; ATP hydrolysis activity. The transcript has 34 exons. Lineage: Eukaryota; Metazoa; Mollusca; Bivalvia; Pectinida; Pectinidae. Gene Ontology annotation, cellular component: membrane. The coding region runs from base 421 to 5568 and encodes 1715 amino acids. The record is from RefSeq and is a predicted model, not a curated record.